Messenger RNA from Penaeus monodon (black tiger shrimp), 451 nucleotides. Its product is annotated as crustacyanin-A2 subunit-like. NCBI's taxonomy places the organism in Eukaryota, Metazoa, Arthropoda, Malacostraca, Decapoda, Penaeidae. The record is from RefSeq and is a predicted model, not a curated record. Bases 34 to 333 code for a protein of 99 amino acids. The transcript has 2 exons.
GCUGGCUUUAGCUCUUCCAACGAAUACCUCAGGAUGAUGGGCAAGAUCUACCCUACCAAAGACUUCCUAGCUGCACACAUGCUCGUUGACUUCCCAAAUACCAUUGCCGCUCCUUUCCAAGUGGUCGCCACCGAUUACCACACCUACUCCUGCGUGUACUCCUGCAUCUCCUUUGACGGUUACAAGGCUGAGUUUGGCUUCGUCUACUCCCGCACUCCGCAGACCUCCGGGCCGGCGACUGAGAGGUGCGCAGCCGUGUUCAGAGCCAACGGAGUCAACGUUUCUGCGUUCAAGUCUGUCUCCCACGGUGCAGACUGCGUGUACAGGGCUUGAUUACAUUAUUCUUCAUUGAUGUAUUCCAGUCAACGGAUGGUAUUUGUAUCAAAACUGUAAGCAAUACCUUCCAUUAUCCUGUUUAAAAAACACAAUAAAUAUGAAAAUAACAAUGUCA